Messenger RNA from Calliphora vicina (urban bluebottle blowfly), 2319 nucleotides. RefSeq lists its product as uncharacterized. Gene Ontology annotation, molecular function: DNA-binding transcription factor activity, RNA polymerase II-specific; RNA polymerase II transcription regulatory region sequence-specific DNA binding. Gene Ontology annotation, biological process: regulation of transcription by RNA polymerase II; neuron differentiation. The transcript is spliced from 6 exons. Gene Ontology annotation, cellular component: nucleus. Bases 1 to 2319 code for a protein of 772 amino acids. The record is from RefSeq and is a predicted model, not a curated record. Lineage: Eukaryota; Metazoa; Arthropoda; Insecta; Diptera; Calliphoridae.
AUGAUAGAGGAGCAUCAUCCCAUACCAAUGGGCAUGUUUCCUUUAGAUAUUAAACCAUGUCAGGCGACAGUAACACAACAGCACAUCUUGCUACAUCAUCACCAACAUCAGCAACAGCAUCAAAGUACAUACAGCAACUCUUUAAUGACCAUGAACGGAAAUGAAAGAAUGUUAACAACAUCUACAACAAAUAUUUCCGCCUCAAACAAUAAUACAGCUACAAGUGCUUCUAGCAACAGUAGCAGCAACAAGAGCACCUCUUCACCAAUAACGCCUCAACAAACGACAACAGUAAAUUCCACUCAAUUGUCUGCAACACAAGUCAAUGGCAGCAAUGGUAGUCAAUGUCUCUCAUCCACGAAUGGUCAUGCUAAUAGCAACGGCAGCAGUAGUUGUGGAAAUGGCAGUGCCACUAAUAACAACAGUAACAACAGCAACAGCAGUCAUGGUAGUAUUAGUCAGGAAACACUUAAUGACAAUAUGACAACAAACAACAGCAACACAACAACAGCAGCAGCAGCACUAGCAAUGCCGACAAGUACAUCAAGUAACGGACAACAACAGCAGCAGUCAUUGACAGGAACGACACUUGUCAACGGAAGUUGUAACAACCACAAUGGCAACUGUAGUCAAACAACUACAAACAACAAUAGUAAUACGGCAUGUGAUAACAAAUCAUCAACAAAUCCUUGUGGACCAGGACCACCAUCAAUGCAACAACAACAACUGCUACAGCAACAGCAUCAUCAUCAACUUCAAUUGUCUUUACAUCAACAACACCAACAAGCCUUAAAUAUUUUGCAAUGUUCAGCCAACCGUUUGACAUUAACCGAAUGCAAUUUGAAUAGUAACAACAUUAACAACAAUAACAACAGCAACAGCAAUAACAUAAACAAUUGCCACAACAAUAGCAACAACAACAACAACAAUAACAGUAACAGCAAUCAACAUGCAAUUGAAACAGCUUUAGCUUUACAACAGCACUUGUUACAGCAACAAUUGAAUACAGCUGCUGCUGCUGCCUCAGGCAUUCCCUGUUCCCAUUCGCAUUCCCACUCACAUCCUCAUCCCCAUCACCAUUCACAUCCUUCCACACACAUCAUUGAUUCUCUGUGUCCAUUGUCGGCUUCAGCAUUGUCAUCGUUGCCAUUGUCAUUGUCUUCGAAUGCCUGCUCAACACCAUCAUCCGUGUCUAACACCUCAAUGUCCUCAUCGCUGGCCUGUGGUUAUUGUUGCCAACCAAUUUGUGAUCGUUAUAUAAUGCGUGUCGUUGACACUUCAUUCCACGAGAGCUGCCUUAAGUGUGCAACAUGUUCGUUGCAUUUGGUGCAUUCCUGUUUCGCCCGCGAUGGCAAACUCUACUGUCGCAUCGACUACGAAAGACUUUUUUUACGAAAUCGUUGCCUUGGUUGCGGUCAUAAAAUUGCUGCCGAUGAGCUGGUGAUGAGGACACUUGAAAAUGUUUUCCAUUUGAAAUGUUUUGCGUGUGUUGUGUGCGGUGCCAUCCUUAAGAAGGGCGAACAGUAUGUUGUAAAGCAGGGCCAAUUGUUUUGUCGUUUCGAUUACGAGAAAGAAGUGGAGAUGUUGCAAGGAUACGAUUUCUAUGGUGAUGAUUUGUUUGCGCCAAAGCUGGAUGGUCGUAGAGGGCCCAAGAGACCGCGCACCAUAUUAAACACACAACAGAGAAGAGCUUUCAAGGCAUCAUUUGAAGUAUCGCCUAAACCUUGCCGUAAAGUCAGAGAGAAUCUAGCCAAGGAAACAGGAUUAAGUUUAAGGAUUGUACAGGUUUGGUUUCAAAAUCAAAGAGCCAAAGUGAAGAAAAUACAAAAGAAAGCCAAGCAGGAGGGCCAUACUAAAGGCAACAGCGAUUCACAGGACUCACAAGAGUCCGACAACAGCAACAUGACAAAGAUAAAGGAUGAGGCACAAAGUGAUAAUGAGUCUUUAAUGGAUUCACCAUUUUCCACAGCAAAUACCGCGGAUACCAUGGCCAAACUAAGGAAUUGUAUUAAAGAUGAAAAUGAAAAUGCUCCCUUUAAUUGCAUAGAAACUAAUAAAGAGAACUGCAAUAAAACCAAUGAACCCAUUUUGAAUACCAUCUUGGGUCUGAGCUAUUCCACAUUCCAGCAAUUAAUGGGGCCUUUUUCACAAACUCCCAUGAUCAAUCCCAUUGAUCGUUUGUACAGCAUGCAAAAUUCCUAUUUUCGACCUGAAGAAUUGGCUUACAGUGAUGCCGGUGGUGGAGUUGGAGGAGGUGGUGGUGGUGGUGUUGGGAGUGUUAUGGGUAGUUUAGCGAAUAAAGAUAUUAAUGAUAAUUAA